AUGAGCGCCGGAGCCGCCACCGGUCUCGUGCGAAUUGCCGAGGCUUCUGAUUGCGUGCCGCUGCGGUCUGGCCCGGGCGGCCACCUUCCGCCGCGUUCGCUCUGCUUGGCCGGCGUUCUCGUUGGAGCUGGGUCUGCUUCGUCAUCCUGGACCAAGAGGCAGGCGUUUCCUCUCCGGGAUCGAGCUUACAGAGAGAGCAUUGCUCGCUACUCAUGGAUGGUGAGAGCCAGCAAGCAACCAUACCUCUUUAGCAAAUGCUUGACUCCUGUCCGUUUGGUUAUGUUAUCGAUGCUUCUGAAAAUAGAUGAGGAGGAGAUCGAAGCCUGCCCAGUAUGCGACGUUGCUCUUGGGAUCACUCCUGAAGAGAAACUCAGGGCUGAUAUAAGUAUUCAGGCUAUCAGAAAUUAUUUGUUUCCACCUAAGGCAGAUGUAGAUGCUUUUGAGGCUCCAACUAUUACAUUGCCAGCGAAGAGAAAAGAGAGGUCCAUUUCUUCCUUGGUUGAAACCCCAAAGAUGUCAACACAGUCUACUCUGACAGGACGGAGAACCAAAGCUGCAAGAAGGACUAUCACAUCCCAGACGUUUUCUCUCGGUAAAUUGCCAAAUAAAUCUGAAGACCGCUAUCAGAUGGCUGAGAAGGCCUCGGCACUAAAAUCUACCAAGAUGACAACAUCUGCAAAUAAAAAACAGAACAGUGUAGAUAUUUCUGAAGAUGGAAAGAAUCAUGGGACGAUUGACAAGGAAGAGCUUGAGAAGCCCUUACGGAGUUUAGUCGUGGCAAGCGCGAAGAAAUCGCAGAAUCCAAGUCCUUGUCUCAAGGAAAGUCACAAAAAUAAAACAACCACAGAGCAUACUCCGAGGGAAAGCCCAGAAGCAGACUCGCAUGAUGGAAUAACUACCCAAGUCUGGUUUUCACUAGUCACUUCACCGAACCAGAUAGAAGCUAAACUGUUGCCUCAGCUAGAAAAGAAUUUCUACAGAAUUAAAGAUGGAACUAUGCGGGUAUCCUCCAUCCUGAGGCUGAUUAUGAAAAAACUUGAGCUAGCAAGUGACGAUAAGGUGGGCCUUUUAGAUGUCAUUGUACUUCCAUUUUUUAUUGCUGCCACUCCACAAACCCUACUCAAGUCUGUGCCCUGCUAUCAAGAAAUUGUGAAGGGGCCACUGUCCCCAUGGAUUUCCAUUAAAAGGAACCACCCUGCUGCAUUUGUAGAUUUGGAUGGUGACAUAGUGGAGAUCUUAUGCCAUGAUGAGUCGGUGUGCCCCUCGACAACGCUGCACGGCCUACUCGAGCGGUGGCUGAGCUGCAAGCCGAAGGAAGAGGUCCUGAGGCCGUGGUUUUGGCUGGUAACGGUCUAUGCCAGGGCGUGGCCUGCAAAGCUGCACAUCGAGCGAGCUGAACAGCUGCCUCCACAGACAAGUGAAACAGUGCAGUGA
Triticum turgidum subsp. durum (durum wheat) is the source of this 1434-nucleotide messenger RNA. NCBI's taxonomy places the organism in Eukaryota, Viridiplantae, Streptophyta, Magnoliopsida, Poales, Poaceae. The record is from the annotation of a GenBank genome assembly.